This is a messenger RNA of Cydia pomonella (codling moth), 1172 nucleotides long. RefSeq lists its product as uncharacterized. Bases 391 to 1062 code for a protein of 223 amino acids. The transcript has 3 exons. The record is from RefSeq and is a predicted model, not a curated record. NCBI's taxonomy places the organism in Eukaryota, Metazoa, Arthropoda, Insecta, Lepidoptera, Tortricidae.
AACCAGCGUCUUUAGCUGACCGGGGCGUCUUUAGCCAGUUAACGUCAUGAACCCCUAGGCCACCCCGUCACGGUGAAACUGGUCCUAAUUUCUCGACUAUAUAUGCAAUCGUAGUGAGACUAGGCGUUAUGUGAAAUUCGCAUGUAUCGAUGCCAAUUUCCUAUAGCUCGUUGAGCAAUAAUGUAAAUGACUACAUUUGACCUCGCUCGACAAAGAUGGUUCAGUUUGCACCGAAAGUUGAGUUCAUGAGAACCGUUUCACACGUUUCUUUACCACAUGCGCCCCGCCCGCCCGUCUACACCCCACCCCUCAACUGAAUUUUUCUGCUAUAAAAGAGCAUGUUGAACCAUAUUCCCACUACAGUGUCACAACGAAUAUUGCGUUGAAAUCAUGGAUCCGCAAGCUUCAUCACAUACCAAAUCCGACAACAAUACCAUCACCACUUGGUGCUGCCAGUGCUGGUUGUCCACCACCACAAGCGGCGGCGGCGGCUGUGACGGUGGCUGUAGCAGCUCCACUUCGCAAUCGUCACCCGGACCACAACCGAUGGCAACAGCAAAGGCACUGUUAAAACAAGACGAUGGGGACAAGGGAAAAGCAAACUGCCUAGAGAGCGCUUCUGAGAGCGAUACGAGCGAUGAAAUGAAAUCUUUUUAUCAAGGAUGUAAAAGCAAGUGGAUAAAAGCGUUCCAGAACAAUACUCUGAUUAAUAGAUGGCGCCUCCCCAUGCCAUUUCACACAUUUAGAGCGGAAGUAGCGAGAUUGUUAAAACGAUUGUAUAUCGAAGGUCACCAUGACGAUUGUCAUAUUUACCCGUUAAUUGUAAUGUGGGACGAUUUAAACGAUGACGUAGAAGAGAUAGUGGGAGAUGCUCAAAUCAACUAUCAAGACUGGAUUGCGUUAUUAGGUGGCGUUACAGCGGAACUAUUUUCACGCGUGGUGUUCAAUACUAAAUCUUUUAAUUAUUUAAUCAAUGUAAUAUUUUGUGUGCUAGGUCCAAACAUAAUAGCUUCCGGUGAUUAUGAAUGUGAACCUAAAUGUAAGAAUGCUCGUACAUAUUAAGGUGAUGAUGCAUUUAUUCCUUGUCAUUGAAUAAUUUUAAAUUGUUAGCUCGCUGCGAAUGUAAAUGUUUUAAUGUACACGUAUUAAUAAUAAAUUCAUAUUACUGAAUA